CCCACCCGUCGCCACGGACCCACUGCCAACGGACUCGCCGCGGAGCGACACUUGUCCGCUGCUGCCAGCCAGAGCCAUCGUGGGCAUCGCCUAGGAGCAACCUGUCAGUGCACCUCGUAGGCCGUCCCCGAAGGACCCUUCCCACGCGUUGGUUUGUGCCCGAGAGGAGAGUUUGAAGCUCUCUCCAUGCCUUAUCAAGUUCUCAUCUGAGUGGCGGCUUGAAGCUGUAGACCAGUUCUGGUGUAGGGGAAGAAAACAGUAUAGGUUUUGUACCCUAGCCAAAUCGAGGACCAUUUAUUUUGCUUUGGUUUAAAUACAUGAAGAUGGUGAAAUGCGGGUUGCCAUUUGAAGCGACUAGAUCUGUCUUCUGGAGUGAAUGCUUUGUAUUCACCUUCCAACGCGUGAUCUAUGUGCUUUGAGAAAGGACGUUAAUCCAUCUCCCUCAUCCUCCUUCCCUAAACCUUUCCUUGUGUCUAUGUUGCAUUGGUCAGAAAUUUGGUCAGUGUUGUUUACGGAAGGGAGGGAGAAAGAAAGCAGUUGAGGUUACAAACAAAAGUACGUGUAUGACUCAUCUACUUGGAUUUAAGACAUUCUAUCCUUCUUUCAAGGAGCCUUUGCUACUCUUUGAAGGAAUCAGAUGCUUGUUUUUACUCUUUCAGAGGAGAAUGGAUUGAAAGUUGUACAUUUUAGACUUCUUUUAGGCCACUGAUGACAUUAUUAAAAGACAUAAUGGGGCUUUUUCCCUGGAUUAUUGCCAGAAUUAGUUUACACACUGAAACAAUGAGUUGUUAGGCCUCUCAUAUAAUAAUGUUUGUCCGGCUUUAAUAUAAAACUACUGUGGAAGUUGGGGUUAAAAAUUGUGGAGGACAGUCUGCAUCAGAACAGCACCUCUUCAUCUCUGGUUGGUGUGGCGACCCCAAUCUGUCCUCGAUGCCUUCAGCCUUGGCCAUCUUCACUUGCCGCCCGAACUCUCAUCCGUUUCAGGAGCGUCAUGUCUACCUGGACGAGCCCGUCAAGAUCGGCCGCUCAGUGGCUCGCUGUCGGCCAGCUCAGAAUAACGCAACAUUUGACUGUAAGGUGCUGUCCAGGAACCACGCUCUAGUGUGGUUUGAUCACAAGACAGGCAAGUUCUAUCUUCAAGACACUAAAAGUAGUAAUGGUACCUUUAUUAAUAGUCAGAGACUGAGUAGAGGAUCUGAGGAAAGCCCACCAUGUGAAAUUAUGUCAGGUGACAUCAUCCAGUUCGGUGUAGAUGUGACGGAGAACACGCGGAAAGUUACCCAUGGAUGUAUAGUCUCCACAAUCAAGCUGUUUCUUCCAGAUGGAAUGGAAGCUCGAUUACGAUCAGAUGUUAUCCAUGCUCCAUUACCAAGUCCUGUUGACAAGGUUGCUGCUAACUCUCCCAGUAUGUAUUCUCAGGAAUUGUUUCAGCUUUCACAAUACCUACAGGAAGCCUUACAUAGAGAACAAAUGUUGGAGCAGAAGCUGGCAACCCUUCAGCGACUACUUGCUGUCACACAGGAGGCUUCAGAUACUAGUUGGCAGGCUUUAAUAGAUGAAGACAGGCUGCUAUCAAGAUUAGAGGUUAUGGGAAAUCAAUUACAGGCAUGUUCAAAGAAUCAAACAGAAGACAGUAUACGAAAAGAACUUAUAGCAUUACAAGAAGACAAACACAAUUAUGAGACAACAGCCAAAGAGUCCCUGAGGCGGGUCCUUCAGGAGAAAAUUGAAGUGGUCAGAAAACUGUCUGAAGUGGAGCGGAGUUUAAGUAAUACAGAAGAUGAAUGUACUCACCUGAAAGAAAUGAAUGAGAGGACUCAGGAAGAAUUAAGAGAAUUAGCUAAUAAGUACAAUGGAGCUGUAAAUGAAAUUAAAGAUCUUUCUGACAAGCUAAAGGUUGCAGAAGGAAGACAAGAAGAAAUCCAACAGAAAGGACUGACAGAGAAAAAGGAAUUGCAGCAUAAAAUAGAUGAAAUGGAAGAGAGAGAGCAAGAGCUUCAGGCAAAAAUAGAAGCCUUGCAGGCUGAUAAUGACUUCACCAAUGAGCGCCUCACUGCUUUACAAGUACGGUUAGAACAUCUUCAAGAGAAAACUCUUAAAGAACACAACAGCUUAGGCAUACAAGUUGACGACUUCAUACCUAAAAUUAAUGGGAGCACAGAGAAAGAGCACUUUCUUACAAAGAGUGGAGGGGACUGCACUUUUAUUCAUCAGUUCAUAGAAUGUCAGAACAAGAUCAUAGAUGAAGGACAUCUAACCAAAGUGGAAGAAACAAAGCUUUUGAAAGAGAAUCAAGCAAGAGUCAAAGAAUCUGAUUUGUCAGACACUCUUAGUCCAAGCAAGGAAAAAAGCAGUGACGACACUACAGAUGCCCAAAUGGAUGACCAAGAUCUAAAUGAACCUAUUGCUAAAGUAGCUCUUCUAAAAGAUGAAUUCCAGGGUGCACAGUCAGAGACUGAGGCUAAGCAAGAAAUUCAGCAACUGCACAAGGAACUGAUUGAAGCCCAAGAGCUAGCUAGGACAAGUAAACAAAAAUGCUUUGAACUUCAAGCUGAAAUACUUCUUACUAACAAACUUCUGGGCACAUUUUCACUUUCAUUUGUAGCUCUAUUGGAAGAAGAGAGAAAAGCUUAUCGAGCUCAAGUUGAAGAGUCUAACAAGCAAAUAAAUGUUCUGCAAGCUCAGCUGCGAAAGUUGCAAGAAGAUAUUGAGAAUCUUCGUGAGGAAAAGGAGAAUGAAAUCUCAAGCACUCGAAAUGAACUAGUCAGUGCUCAAAAUGAAAUUCUGUCACUUCAACAAGUAGCAGAAAAGACAGCAUCAGAGCGAGAUGUUGAUAUUUCUGCAUUGCAAGGCGAGCUGCAAACAGUGCAAGCAGAACUUGAACGAUGGCGGAAAGAUGCCUCAGAUUAUGAAAAGGAAAUUAUCAGUCUGCAAGCAAGUUUUCAGCUCAGAUGCCAGCAGUGUGAGGAUCAGCAUAAGGAAGAGGCUACUCGCUUAAAAGGUGAACUUGAAAAGUUGAAGGCAGAGUGGAGUGCUCUGGAAGCAGAAUGUGUUACACUAAAGAAGGAAAAUACCUUACUUGCAUCUGAACUUCAGCGACAAGAGAAGGAGCUUUCUAGCUCUCAGAAACAGAGUUUGGCACUAACCAGUGAUAUAAGUGUUCUUGAACUUUCUCGAAAAGAACUUGAAAGUCAGAUGGGAUCUUUGAGAGAAAAGCAUCAACGGGAUGCAGCUAGUCUAAAAAGUCAACUCAGUGAAGCUGAAAGUCAAGCAAAAGAUUUUCAGAAAGAGUAUGAAAGAACACAGACUGUGCUCGCAGAGCUAAAGGCCAAGUAUGAGAUGGCUGAACAACAAAACCAGUCACUCACAGAAGAGCUCAAACAAUGUCAAGAAAACCUGAAGCUGCUACAAGAAAGAGGAAACAACAGACAAUGGCCUUGGAUGCCUGUGAUGGCAGCUUUGGUUGCUGUAACAGCCGUGGUGCUGUACCCAGGCCUAACCAGAGCUUCUCCAUGAGAACUGUUGUUGAAUCCAUACACCGUCCUCCCUUUAGAAGCUGGCAACAUUCAUAUACUGAGGGAAAACAGAUUAAUUCUCUUCCUUUUUACCUCUUAAUCCAGCACAGCUCUGCGUGAGAACAGCAGUAGGGUCAUUUGCUUUAAACUGUAUAAAAUGUAUCUGUCUAUAAAGAGGGAAUAAAAUUGUGAUUCAUCAUACUGUGAGCAAUAUUUUUGCUUACAAUUUCAUGCAAGUUUUAAAUUAGUAUGUUGGGAUUCUGAAUACUAUAAUGGUGGCCUAAAGUAGGCUUCUUGGUACCAAAUUAUUUAUAAUGGCUAGGGUUGUGGACACGUACUUUAGAGUCUGAUUGCCAGAUUUAAAAGGAAAACAUGUUUCUGAUCUGGAUACCCAAGCCAAGUAACUUUGCAGAUACUUGGUAAACAGAUGCAGUGUGCUCAGUGCCUUUCAGUAUGCUUUCUUUUUAUUCUUUUUUUUUUU
This is a messenger RNA of Indicator indicator, 3996 nucleotides long. RefSeq names its product sarcolemma associated protein (gene SLMAP). Gene Ontology annotation, molecular function: protein binding. Bases 931 to 3516 code for a protein of 861 amino acids. Gene Ontology annotation, biological process: acrosome assembly; regulation of membrane depolarization during cardiac muscle cell action potential; single fertilization. NCBI's taxonomy places the organism in Eukaryota, Metazoa, Chordata, Aves, Piciformes, Indicatoridae. Gene Ontology annotation, cellular component: acrosomal membrane. The record is from RefSeq and is a predicted model, not a curated record. The transcript is spliced from 23 exons.